AUGGAUCAAAAGGAUAAAGAUGCUAUUGAUUGUACAGAUGUUGAUAAAUUCAACAAGCCAACACUUUCUGUACCACAGUUGUCAUACUCAUCGGAUUCGUUGGGGAGGAUUAAUAAUAGAUCUCAGCAGCAGGUGAACUCAAAAGACACCAUUUCUCCUUGUCAUGUUGGGAUUAUACCCAGUGCAUCAGCAUCACAAGUUAGUAUUUUGGAUGUAACGAGGAAAUCCAAUGAUCAACAACGAGGUUUUUAUUCACAUUCAGACUAUGUUGAGUUUGAUUUGGGCCAUAAUGAUUCGAAAACAGGAGUUGUUUCAAGUGAUCGUUUAGUAAUUAAUAGAAAUGAUGGCACAAAAGCUAAACUUGUUAAAAAAGGGCUAGCGGGUGACGAAAUAUCCCAUGAAGAUAAAGCAGCUCAGCUAUACCUUGGUGAAACUUUGAACUCAGUGUUCAAGCCUAUUGAUGAUCAUACUGAAUCACCCUACUCCAAUAUUACAGAAACAAAAACAGAUCAAUUAGCAGGGAAUUCUCAAAGGCACAAGACAAUCGUUGAACAAAAUGGAGUCGAAGAAGAGGAUGAAGAUGAAUGGAAGCAAAUGGAAGCUACAGCAAAUGAUGAUUUUUAUGGUGAGAAUGGUGCGUCAACAACAGAAGCUGAUACAAACCCAGAGGCUUCACACGAAGGUGGGAGAACUGGGUACACUAGAAUAGCAGCCGAAGAACAAGCUGAAAGGUACAAAGAAGCAGAUAAGAAAACUGACUUUUUAUUCAAAUCUAAUAAAGGUCCUCGAUCACAAGUGGCUGAUGCAUUCUAUGAUGAUAUGGACGAAGAAGAUAAUUUUGAGGAAGAUACUUUCGAUUAUCAAACACAAAACCCUUUAUCACAAUUACAAACCACCAAAAAGCUUUUGAAAGAUUCUCAAAAAUUUGGUUAUGUUGGUUUGGUCAAGUUAGUAAUGAACGAAAUGGCUACAGACUUAGCGAAACAAGCUUUGAUGUCAAAAAACUACUUUAGAGGUUCAAAAUUUGUCAAACGGAUGAAUCUUUCGCAAUCAAAUUUUGGCCAAUGGCAGUACAAAAUUAUUGAUAGGCUAUAUAGUCAUCUUGAACUAACCAAAGAAGAGUCUAAAAUGAUUGAGUCGUUAAGCUCACAUGGAAUUGAACCAGACGACUUAGCAAAGUCUUUGAAAGUUCAUGAAAUUGUUGAAAAUCCUGCUUUUGAUCGCGAGGCUCAAAAAAGUGUUGAUUCAAAAAGCUUAGAAGAUAAAAAUGCUACUAUUGAGAUUGAUGUUGCUUGGACAGUGCUUUGCGAUUUGUUUUUGGUUCUACUAGCAGAUUCAGUGUAUGACUCAAGAUCUAGAACUUUGUUGAUAAAAUUUGGAAAGUUGAUUGGGCUUGAUGAAUUGGAAAUUUUUCAAUUUGAGAGAAGAAUCACAGAUUCUUUACAACUGGAAGAUUCAUCGGAGCAAGUUUGGGACGAGAGUGAAAUUUUAUCCUCUAGAAAGAGGAAGGCCAAAAAGAAGAAACUCAUGUAUGUCGGUAUCGCAACAAUUGGUGGUUCUUUAGUAUUGGGGUUGAGUGCUGGACUCUUGGCCCCUGUUAUAGGUGCUGGUAUAGCCGCAGGGUUGACUACCAUUGGGAUUGGAGGUACUUCAGGUUUUUUAGCUGGUGCUGGAGGUACGGCCCUGGUUACAGUUACCGGUACAGCUAUUGGUGCAAAGAUUGGAUCUAGUGGAAUGAUAAAAAGAGUGGGUGAUGUGAAGACUUUUGAAUUUAUUCCCUUACACAAUAACAAACGAGUGAAUUUGAUAAUAACCGUUUCAGGUUGGAUGAAUAGCAAAGCUGAUGAUAUUCGCUUACCCUUUUCAACCGUGGAUCCAGUCAUGGGGGAUUUGAUUUCAUUAUUAUGGGAACCAGAAAUGCUUCAAUCUACUGGUCAAACUGUUGGAAUUUUAGCCACCGAAGCAUUGACUCAAUCAGUUCAACAGAUUUUAGGAGCCACAAUUUUAAUGGCAUUGAUGAGUGCUGUUCAAAUCCCAAUGGCACUUUCUAAAUUAGGAUAUUUAUUGGAUAAUCCAUGGAAUGUUUCUCUUGAUCGAGCAUGGAAAGCAGGUUUGAUUUUGGCUGAUACAUUAAUCUCAAGAAAUUUAGGCGUUAGACCAGUCACUCUCGUUGGAUUCUCUUUGGGCUCCAGGGUUAUUUAUUCUUGUUUAUUAGAACUAGCAAAAAGGGGUGCUUAUGGACUUGUGGAGAAAGUUGUUUUGUUUGGAUCACCAGUUGUUGUUUCCACUGAGGAGCUAGCACUUGCAAGAUCUGUUGUAUCUGGUGAUUAUAUCAAUGGUUUUUCUAAAAAGGAUUGGAUUUUAGGUUAUUUAUUUAGAGCUACCAGUGGUGGGCUAAGAAGAGUUGCUGGACUAUCACCUAUUGAAAACUUUGCGGGUAUUCAAAAUUUUGAUUGCACUUCAUAUGUACAAGGCCAUAUGGAAUAUCGUAAGGCAAUGCCCCAACUUUUAUCUCAAUUAGGAUUUCAAGUAUUAGCAGAAGAGUUUGUUGAAAUUGAUGACCCAGAUCCCGAGCAGACAGAAAGACAACGCCAGUUGAUUUUAGAAUUUGACGAAGCAAGAAAACAGAUGGAGAAUGAACAAGCGAAUGGUAAAAAGAAAGGCUUUUGGAAAAAAUGGUUUGGUCCAAAGAAAAAAGAAUGGUGGAACAUUUACAAUGUUGAUGAUCUUAAUAAGUCAGAUAAUUCAGGAAAAGAAACCCCACAAAAGUUUGAUUUUGAUGUUGAUGAAGUGAUGAACGAGGUUGAGCAGUUGAAGCUAAAUGAGGAGAUACAUGAAAAAAACCGAAAGACUAAACCCAACCAAAAGGGCUCUGAGGAAGAAUCAAAAUCUAUAGAGCCGGAACCGCUUGCCAUUGAUCAUAAUUUUAUUUUAUACACAAAAUCAAAGGAAGAUUUCAGCAUUAAUCUCAACAGCACUAGCAGCAUAAGGAAUUUCGAAAUUGUUCAAAACUUGAGGAUGUAG
Messenger RNA from Hansenula anomala, 3024 nucleotides. RefSeq names its product Mil1p (gene MIL1). NCBI's taxonomy places the organism in Eukaryota, Fungi, Ascomycota, Saccharomycetes, Phaffomycetales, Wickerhamomycetaceae. The transcript is spliced from 3 exons. The record is from RefSeq and is a predicted model, not a curated record. The coding region runs from base 1 to 3024 and encodes 1007 amino acids.